AUGGGGCAAAUCGAUUGGGGUAGCAUCAUAGUUGGCUCCAUUAUCAACCAAUCGAUUAGUGUAAUGAUGAUGUUCGUGCAUCCUGGUUCACUCUGGAAAAGAAACGGCGAACCCAGCUAUAAGACGCAGGUCUUUGUUCUCGCAGGCGUCCAGGGGGAUGCCGCCGGAGCUGGGAAUACAACCGGCGGCUACGCACCUGACGUCGAAGUCUACGACAUGUACGGCUAUAAACCUGCUGAACGCCAAAAGGGAAAGAUGAUCAAGGAUGGCGAGUUCUACGAGUACAACCUGCCAAACUGGUCCGGUGAUGAAGAGCAUGGGCCUUCGACUCGGCCGCCGGAGUACAUUUCUCUCUUCGCAUACACCAAAGAUCCUAUCUGUAUCAGUCUUAUCGCCGUGAAGCCUCCUGAUCCUGACGGCCCAGAGUAUUAUAUAACCGGCGACAUUAUGCAUCAGUGUGGUUGGGACACUUACUGGCCCCAGACCAAAGUGUACGUGGGAAAGAAGGCUCUCCCGGUUCCUCCACAUUGUUUCUGGAUGGGCGGCGAUUUUCUAGAUUUGAGGUUUCCCAACAAGGUGCAGAUUCAUCUACCGUCAUUUUCAGGAGAUCUAAAAGAUAACACCACUAUUGAAGCCUACAACAAGGAUAUCAAGACGCUUUGCAAUUCGGAGCCACGCAUGUACAGGUAUUGGGGAAAUGGGCACGAUACUAAAGCCCUAGUAUUCGAACGAGUCAGUCAGACUAUCCCCUCCGCAGCACCACAAGCUCCGUUAACGUUCCCAAACGCAAGUGGAGACAAGCUGCCAACAUGGGAUGAUCCUGACUCCCUUUUCAGUGCCAGCAAGUGGAGGUGGGCAACCACAGAGACACACGAGCGUGGUUAUAUUUGGGACCGUAAGACUGACCGGUGGGACUUGCAGUUCCCCGUAAGCUUGCAGGAGCCCCUCUUUCAACAAACUCGGGAGAAAUCCCCCUUGGACGCCAAAUAUCUGGUGGAACUCGACGAUAAUCCGGACCCAAAGCUUCUCAGGCCCUGGGACUUCAUGACGGAGGAGCAGAAAGAGUCGAAACCGUGGAAACGCCAAGCAAGUGCACAACCUCGAGACCGCUCCCGACGAGACACCUUAGGAUAUUUCUCCAGCCGCUGGACCCAUACGAAAAGUUCAGACCUGCGGUACCGUGCCGAUCAUGUUUGUCAGCAGAACAACUUGGUUGGUCCCGACAUUGCAAAUUCCUACGAGCGAAAGUACUGUCGUCUCAGCGAUCAGAGAGUGUUCCCGUACUGCGAGGCAGAUGAGGACAUUGAGUGCUUCGAUUUUGAGGCAGGCGCGGUACGUGUCAGAACAUCACGCAUCUUGGGCUCUAUCGCAGACACGGAUUCGCCUACUCCUCGAAAAAGGAUCGACGCAGAAUGGUAG
This is a messenger RNA of Cyphellophora attinorum, 1419 nucleotides long. RefSeq lists its product as uncharacterized. Lineage: Eukaryota; Fungi; Ascomycota; Eurotiomycetes; Chaetothyriales; Cyphellophoraceae. Bases 1 to 1419 code for a protein of 472 amino acids. The transcript is spliced from 5 exons. The record is from RefSeq and is a predicted model, not a curated record.